AUGACACUCCUACCAUCACUGUCUCUGCUACUGGCAAUUGUAGUUGCGGUGUGUGCCACCUACUAUCCUUCGUACUGGCCGCAAGCAGGUGGACGAUGGUCAACGCAAGGGAGAUCUGGGGAAGAGUUAUAUCCUGGGACAUUUUUGGGGGAAGGGACUGCAGUGUGGCAAAGGGGCUAUGCUGAGUUAUCUUGCAGCCUGAAUCUUUUCGAAGGAUACGUUGUUUCGAACGUUGUUUGGUCCAAAAUGAGAGGAGACGUAGAAGAGCCAUUAUAUCCUUGCCCACAAUGCUACUAUCAGGAUCCAAGAAUCAGAGCCUACGAUCACAUGGGUAAAUCCAUCCUGAUGGUACGAGACCCUGGACCUUACGAUCGUGGAGUAUACAGAUGCACUGCUACAGGGCAAUAUCCUGAUGGUCGUCUGACAACACUUUACCAAAUCAUUCAUUUAAUGUGAAAUAACUGAUGUUAAAUGAUUCGCUUCAAGUGACUGAAGAUCCCAAAGAGCAGUUUCUGAACUAAUUGAACUUAUGUCGUUGUGAAGUGGGAAUUUCUCGAUAAGUUUCGAGCCAAAAGUGUUAUUGAAAAAUUCACUAUGAGAAAAGUACUUUCUCCUUCAGAUUUUUAAAAAGCUAUUUAGUUUCAUUAAUCAUUGAAUUAAACAGAAAUUUAAUUUAAAAUUCAAAUGUCAUGUCUUCGGAAAAUAAUCUUUUACGAAAUAAUAAGAAUUAAUGCGAAUAAGAAUUAAAUACAUAUAUAUAACGUGCACUUAUUUAGUAUUCUAAGUAAUUAUAUUUUAACAAAUACUUAGAAUUGAUUAAGAGUUUGAUUAUAUAUAUUUGAUUAAUUAAUAAUGCUUU
Messenger RNA from Argiope bruennichi, 859 nucleotides. RefSeq lists its product as uncharacterized. The transcript is spliced from 2 exons. NCBI's taxonomy places the organism in Eukaryota, Metazoa, Arthropoda, Arachnida, Araneae, Araneidae. The coding region runs from base 1 to 456 and encodes 151 amino acids. The record is from RefSeq and is a predicted model, not a curated record.